Styela clava is the source of this 1671-nucleotide messenger RNA. RefSeq names its product dexamethasone-induced Ras-related protein 1-like. The record is from RefSeq and is a predicted model, not a curated record. Gene Ontology annotation, biological process: signal transduction. Gene Ontology annotation, molecular function: GTPase activity; GTP binding; G-protein beta-subunit binding. NCBI's taxonomy places the organism in Eukaryota, Metazoa, Chordata, Ascidiacea, Stolidobranchia, Styelidae.
CUGUAAUUCUAAUGGCGAUAAAAAAAAAUAAUGACGGAUAGAAAUUCAUUUGCAUAAUGAAGGAAUUAUAAAUGUUGCUCAUUUACGUUUUUACUACAUCGCUUCGGAAUAUAUAAAUACAAAGAAUCCAAGCUGUAUCAACUUUUUAUUGAAACAACGGGGGAAAACAUGGCUGACCGCAUGUUUAGCAAAUCAUCCAGGCAAUUAUCCUUACCAAGCUUUGUCUCGUCGCCGUCGAUUCGACCGCUACACAAAGUCCGGUUGAUUGUACUAGGAUCGUUGGGUGUGGGGAAAACCCAGUUGGUGUCUCGACUUCUUGGGAGGGCCUUCAAGUCGAAUCAUAACCCAACUGUAAACGAUUUUCACGUAGUAACUCAUGACAUUGAAAAUAAAAUCUACAAAUUAGACGUCUUAGACACAUCCGGGAUAAUUCCUUAUCCACCGGCGAUGGAGACUUGCACUCUAAUGACAGGUGAUCUCUUUUUGGUUGUUUACUCCGUAUUGGAUCGUGGAAGCUGGGAACGAGCAAAACAUUUGAUUGAUACUAUCGAGCAAGUCAAGUGCAAUGCUGAAAGGAUUAAAGUUUCUAUUGAACGCAAUUUUAAAAAUAGCGUUAGACGAAAACCGGACUUGACGAUGGAAUCAACAAAGGAACCUAUUGCAUCCAUUCUAGUGGUCGGCAACAAACAUGAUAAUUCAGAGUGCAAUGUGCUUGGCAGAGAGGUAGACGUAUGGCUGAUGAAACGGCAGUUCAAGCUGCCAUGUGUCGUUAGUCACAUUGAAGCAUCAGCUAAAACUUAUUACAACGUGGAAGCAAUGUAUGAUCAACUUCUCCUUAUGGCAAAUUUGCCGCUCGAACUGAAUUUCGUGACCACACAUUCACGAAAUUUCCAUUCCCGUCGUCGUUCAAAUUCAUUAGUAGUUACUCCGUUUUGUAGCAAGGAUCGCCCUGUUCGAAAUUCGUUACUUUUGCACGGGAGAAACGGUGAAUCUUCUACACGAAACCGACAAUCAGAUUUAAAUCCUACCCAAACUGCACAAAUCCGACUCAUUCAACGACCACCGGACCUUGAAGACGAAAUAUUCUUGGCAUUCAUAAAAGCAUGCUCCAUAACAGAGAUGUUAAAAAAGCAUAAAUCACGAAGAACGCGAAAGUUAUCGUUUAGAACCGUUUCAAAGUUGCUGACGUCUAAAUGAUCAAAGGGUAGAUUAAGCAUAUGACUCUCUUCAACCUAUAUACGAUCAUCCGAUCAAUGAUUUGUUUGUGUUAUUUGAUAUAGACCACGAUGGUCUGGUGUAAUAAACGAAUUGUAUUGAAUUAACUAUAUAUUCCAUGCUACCGACAGGGCCCCAGAUAAUAAUGUGUUUAAUUCAACAGAAAUCUUGUCACAAUAUACAAUUCGUAAGUUGCAGUUUUGUACGAUACGUGAUCGAGUAAAGUUUUUGUUUUUUUCGUUGACAGAAAAAUCAUAAAUUCAGAAAUAUGCUCUACAGUCUAUAUACCAAAUUAUUGCUGUUAUUUCUUUCAACCUGACUUAAUAUGAUAUUUUUCUUCUUUAUAUUUGUUGCACAAUACAAGGUAAAGAAUGUUUAUAUAUAGAGAGUGUAUUGUAAAAAGUGCUAAUGAUAACUGAACCCAAUUAAAUAUGAGUAAUUUUGUAUGCUAUUUUG